This is a messenger RNA of Peromyscus leucopus (white-footed mouse), 5494 nucleotides long. RefSeq names its product CD2 associated protein (gene Cd2ap). Lineage: Eukaryota; Metazoa; Chordata; Mammalia; Rodentia; Cricetidae. The record is from RefSeq and is a predicted model, not a curated record. The transcript has 18 exons. Gene Ontology annotation, molecular function: protein binding. Bases 397 to 2310 code for a protein of 637 amino acids.
UUCUCGCGAGAUUUCGUUCCAGCCGGGUUCCUAACUCGGCCUCGCACCGGCUCCGUGGAUUCCCCAGCCGGGUCCGGAGCGUGGCGCGCUCGGCCUCCGGAGGGAAGUGGGUGCGGGGCGGGCCGUCCGGGUGGAGAUCCUGCCGGUGCCUCGGAGGCGGGCGGAAAGCGACCCCGGGGACCGCGGCUGAAGCGCGCAGCGUGCGCAGGCGCGGACGCCGCUCGCUCGCUCGCUCGCUCGCUCCCGCCUGCCUGCCUGCCGGGGCCGCGGCGGAGGCCGGGCGUGAGCAGCGGCGUGAGCAGCGCGCCGCGGGCGGAUGGAGGCGCCUCCCCGCCGCGCCUGAGCCGGUGCCCAGAAGAGGCCGCGGGGCCGCGCUCUCCCCGCCAGAGCCGCAGCAUGGUUGACUAUAUUGUGGAGUUUGACUAUGAUGCUGUACAUGAUGAUGAAUUAAGUAUUCGAGUUGGGGAAAUCAUCAGAAAUGUGAAAAAACUACAGGAAGAAGGGUGGUUAGAAGGAGAACUAAAUGGGAGAAGAGGAAUGUUCCCUGACAAUUUUGUUAAGGAAAUUAAGCGAGAGACAGAACCCAAGGAUGACAAUUUGCCCAUCAAACGGGAGAGGCAUGGAAAUGUAGCAAGUCUCGUACAGCGAAUCAGUACAUAUGGACUUCCAGCUGGAGGAAUUCAGCCACAUCCACAAACCAAAGCUAUUAAGAAGAAGACAAAAAAGCGUCAGUGUAAAGUUCUUUUUGAGUACCUUCCACAAAAUGAGGACGAGCUGGAACUGACAGUGGGGGAUAUCAUUGAUAUUAACGAAGAGGUAGAGGAAGGCUGGUGGAGCGGAACCCUAAACAAUAAGUUGGGACUUUUCCCCUCAAACUUUGUGAAAGAGUUAGAGCUCACGGAUGAUGGUGAAACUCAUGAAGGUCAGGACGAAUCAGAAAUAGCCUUGACUGGCUCUACCUCACCUUUACUAUCUCCGGGGAAUGCGAGUGAAACUGCUCCUGGAUCAGUUACACAGCCAAAGAAAAUUCGAGGGAUUGGAUUUGGAGAUAUUUUUAAAGAAGGCUCUGUGAAACUUAGGACAAGAACAUCCAGUAGUGAAACAGAAGAGAAGAAACCAGAAAAGCCCUUAAUCCUGCAGUCACUGGGAUCCAGAACCCAGAAUGUGGAGGUGACAAAACCAGACACUGAUGGCAAGAUUAAAGCUAAGGAAUAUUGUAAAACAUUAUUUGCCUAUGAAGGAGCCAAUGAAGAUGAACUUACUUUUAAACAAGGAGAGAUAAUCCAUUUGAUAAGUAAGGAGACUGGAGAAGUAGGCUGGUGGAAGGGGGAGCUUAAUGGCAAAGAAGGGGUGUUCCCAGAUAACUUCGCUGUUCAGAUAAGUGAGCUAGAUAAGGACUUUCCGAAACCAAAGAAACCACCUCCUCCUGUAAAGGGUCCAGCUCCAAAGCCUGACUUGCUAGCUGCAGAGAAGAAAGUUUUUCCUCUAAAGUCUGAAGAAAAAGAUGAAAAAUCACUGCUGGAACAGAAACCUUGUAAACCAGCUGCUCCUCAAGUCCCACCCAAAAAGCCUACUCCUCCUACCAAAGCCAAUAAUUUAUUGCGGUCUCCGGGAACAGUGUACCCAAAGCGACCAGACAAACCAGUUCCUCCUCCACCUCCAGCAGCCAAAAUUAAUGGAGAAGUUUCUACAAUUUCUUCAAAGAUUGAAACUGAGCCAGUAUCAAAACCAAAGCUAGAUCCUGAACAAUUGCCAGUUAGGCCAAAAUCAGUAGACUUUGAUGUCUUUUUAGUCAGAAACUCUAAAGAAACAGAUAUUGUAAAUUUUGAUGACAUAGCUUCCUCAGAGAACUUGUUACAUCUCACUGCAAAUAGACCCAAGAUGCCUGGAAGAAGAUUGCCUGGCCGCUUCAAUGGUGGACAUUCUCCAACUCAAAGCCCAGAAAAAAACUUGAAGUUACCAAAAGAAGAAGAUAGUGGCAACCUAAAGCUGUUGGAGCUUAAAAAGGAUACAAGCUACUCUUCAAAGCCAUCUCUCUCAACACCUUCAAGUGCUUCUAAAGUAAAUACAUCUGCUUUCCUAACUUCAUUAGAACUCACAGCUAAAGCAGAAGCAGAUGAUGGGGGAAAAAGUUCCCUGGAAGAACUUAAAGCCCAGAUUAUUGAAUUAGUGUGUAUUGUAGAUGCAUUGAAAAAGGAUCAUGGGGAAGAACUGGAAAAGCUACGCAAAGAAUUAGAAGAAGAGAAGGCCAUGCGGAAUAAUCUAGAGGUGGAAAUCGCAAAACUGAAGAAAGCUGUUCUGUCUUCUUGAGGUGGUGUGGACCCAGUGUUCUUAAUGCUCCAGGGAUUUAGGAGCAACACUGUGAACUGAGCUGACUUGUUAAGACAACAGAUAUGGUGUUGUGAUGAAGAAAUGAGGACAUGAACUAAUAUCUAUUGAAAAGUUAGGGGGUGACACUUUUUUUUUAUAUAUAUAUAUAUUUUGUUUUGCCAAUAUGGAAAAAAAAGAGGCCUUAUUUCUUACUGUGCUGGGAGAGCAAACGUUUCUGUUGUUUGCUUAAAAAUACUACUGAAUCUGUAUAAAAAGGAAUGAAAGUUCACAAUAGUUUUUUUAUUGAGACUUGUAUUAUUUUUAAAGAGUUCUAUACUAUAAAUAUCAUACUAUCUUUACAAAUAAGCUGUAAGAUAAACUUUUUGAGAUGGACGGGUUAGCUUUAUAGUAACUAGAGCCACUGCUUUUCUGUGAUACAUAUGGACAUAAACUUGUAUACAUACUCUUCAUACACCACACACACACACACACACACACACACACACUUUUAGCUUCUUACCCAGGACUACACUGUUGUGCCUGUUUGUCUGCAGUGCUGUUUGUAUAUUUGGUGAUAAAGUAGGAGUUCCUAGUUACCAGGUUCCUCACCCAUGCAGAAUUAAUCAUUAAUGAAAUAAUAAAAAUAAACUUCUAGAGUGUUCUAUAAUGCUCAUACUAUAGGAUUCAUUAAAGGAAGUUAGGUAAAUUAUACUGGAUUAAGCUUUGGAAAAAUAGGAGCCUUGUUCUCAAUUCAUGUGGCCUAAGGACUCGAAAAAUGUCAUGCUAAAUUUGUGCCUAAACACAUGUAAAAUAUGUAAACACCAGCCACAUUGCUGUAUUCUUACGCUCAUUCUACAGUCCUGAAUAUUACUCAUUUCAUAUAAUUUUCACUAAUGAUAAUCUUAGGAAACAAAGCCUCUAAACCCAGAUCUUUUCAAAAUUUCAUAAUGAGGGUCCAUAUUGGGAAAGCUAUUGUGAAAACACUCAGGUUUUACAGACAUAAUUUAUCUAAUAGAACAAACUAACUCCUAGAGAUAUUUUGGACUGUUACUUAUGUAAAAUGUUAAAAGAGUGUUAGUAUUUCACACAUGGUAACAUUAUAGGUUAUGUAAAUCAAAUAUAAUUGGCCAUAUUGAAGAUCAUUUCAGGAUGGAUACUUAGCCAUUCUUCAGCAUCACAAAUCAACAAUUGAACAUCUUGGAUCAGUUCAACCACAUUCAGGGUGGUAUGCUUCAGACCAGGCAGACAUUUAAAAAUGUUGUAUUUGUAGGGCACCAUGUCUAAAAAUAAAGAGGUUAAUUUUAAAAUGGGAAAUGUUUUUAUUUGUUAAAAAUCAAAAGUUAGAUUUUAAGGUUUACUUUAGUAAAUGAAUGUCAGAUUGAAGGUAUCAUGCUUCUUUAAACAAAAAUCCAAUACUUUUUCUUUACAUUUUAAUCUUAAAAUAGAAAAAUCUUUUAAAAUAAGAUUUCUUGUGUUGCUUCAAAUAAAAGAGAACUGAAGUAGAAGAUAAUAGAAUUGCCAACACAAAGUUACACUUGAUUAACUUCUGGGGACAGCAUUAAUUGUAUAUCAAGUGUGCAUUUUAGCUUUUUUGGAUGUUUGACAAAGGGUCUUAUGUAUCCCGGGCUGGACUUGACCUUGUUUUGUAGCAAAGAUGAUGUUAAACUUCUGAUCCUCCUGCUUCUGCCUCCCAAGUGCUAAGAUGACAGACAUGCGCUGUGUCUAUCCAUUUUAACCCUUUCAAGUCUAAGCUCCUCUCAUGAGAGGUGACAGAUGAAUGAAAUUGUUCCAUUUUAUCUUUAAGUGAUUAGUCAAAUGAAUUACUGCUUGCUAAUAAGUUAGCUCUUAAUGACAGUCUUCAGGUGAAAGCAAACUAUUCCAUCCUAGAAAUCAUCCUUUACCUUCCCCAAUGGACAUUAAUCUCCACCCACAAAGCUGGGUGGGAAAGGCUCCAACAGUUCAAGGUGUGUUAUUGAAGGUUAUUUUAAUAGAAAAGUAACAUAAAUAUUCAACAGUAGGCGAGUGACUAAUGUAUGCUUUCUGGACAAAUAUAUAGCUCAUAGAUGCCAAUUAAAAUGCAAAAACAAAAUGGGAAAAUAAUUCUAAUAGAAAAACAGAUAACAGAAAACAAUUCAUGUGAUGUAAACAUGAUUAAGGAAAGUAGUAGCACAACACUUAUUGUAUAUUAAAUGUAUAUUCAUGUGCAAUUUGGUUCCUUUCUGAACUGUUACGUAUCAUUGAUCUUGGCCCUGGCAAUACGUAUAUUUUAAUACUUGUAAGCUAUUAAAAAGGUUUGUUGGAGUUGUGUAUGGUGACAAUAUGCCUGUAGCUUGGAGACUAAGGAAGGAAAAUCAUGAGUUGGAGGCCAGCCUGUGCUGCAUAGGGACCCUAUGUCCACAAGAAAGGAAACACUCUUCUUUGAUGGUGGUGGUGGGUAUUUUGCACUAAUUCUUUCAGUCAGAACGGCAGUGGGUGCUGCAGUACAUGCUUCUCAGUCAGAAUGGAGAAGUCAUGCUGGCUUUUUUUUUCUUUCUUCUGUAUGUCUGUUCUUCUGCCUUUAACAAAAUUCAGAAAAAACAAGCAAGCUUGAACUUAUUUAAAGGGAAAAAAUGAUUCCUUUAAAGUAGUAUUUUGCCAGUAUUUGCCCUUGAUAUGGGAACUUUUACUUACUCCUAAUGUCACAAAAUGAUAGUAAUAGUAACUUCUCCCCAUGUAUUAGUAUAAAAGACAGCAUUGAAUCUGUCAUUGCCAAAUUACUAGUGGAUGUAUAGUUCAGUUUUGCUGUUCUUUGAAACACAAUACUACUAAGUUUCCAAUGGAAUUUCAAUGUUAUUUUGGUGUGUUUAUGACCACUACGCCUAUUUCUUAUUAAAAAGCUGUUACCUCUAAAGAACUGUGUAGGAUUUCACUGAAAAGUCUGAAGAUGCAAAGAGAGUAUGGCCUGGUUUAAUAGACGAUUUUUUUUUAAACACUCCUUACUGUGAUCACAGACAAGAAAAAUGUUCCAAGUGUGUUGUAUGUUUUUUGAUGAAUGUUUUAGGCUUGCAUUGAAACUUGAAAUGUAUGAGCAGAAUGAGACAAUCUUUACAAUCAGAAUUGAGAAGUGUUACAGUUGAAUGGCCUUGUGCUGUAGCAAUAAAAUGACCAAGUGCAAUGACUUUAAUAAAAUCAUCUUUUAAACGUU